AUAUAUACUACUACUACUAGCUAUUAUAUAAACCGUAACGAUAUAAAAAAAGUAUAUAAAUUUUAUAACUACGUUAUUAUCCCCUAUUUUAAUUUAAGAGUACUAAAUAUAAAUAAAAAGCUAGUCCUUAGUAUAAAAGACCUCCGAGCUAUUUUAACUUUUAAUAUUACUUAUGAUAUAAGUAUCUUUUAG
Colletotrichum lupini is the source of this 192-nucleotide messenger RNA. RefSeq lists its product as uncharacterized. The transcript has 2 exons. The annotation marks the transcript as partial. The record is from RefSeq and is a predicted model, not a curated record. Lineage: Eukaryota; Fungi; Ascomycota; Sordariomycetes; Glomerellales; Glomerellaceae.